Theobroma cacao (cacao) is the source of this 1759-nucleotide messenger RNA. It is a transcript of the gene TUB7, whose product is annotated as tubulin beta-7 chain. Gene Ontology annotation, molecular function: GTP binding; GTPase activity; structural constituent of cytoskeleton. The record is from RefSeq and is a predicted model, not a curated record. Gene Ontology annotation, biological process: microtubule-based process. Lineage: Eukaryota; Viridiplantae; Streptophyta; Magnoliopsida; Malvales; Malvaceae. Gene Ontology annotation, cellular component: microtubule.
CGCUGGCUCUCGCCUUGAAUAUAAAAUCUUCCCUAAUAAGCCUCCUCAGUCCCCACUUUCACUUCCUAGAUCUGUUUUUCCCUCUCCCAAUUUUCUUGAAUUUUCCUUCCUAUUUUCCCUCUUCUCCAAAACCAAAAAAAGAGCAAAAAUGCGUGAAAUCCUUCAUAUUCAAGGAGGGCAAUGCGGCAACCAAAUCGGAGCCAAGUUCUGGGAAGUUGUGUGUACAGAGCACGGCAUAGAUCCAACCGGACGUUACCAGGGAGACUUGGAUCUACAGCUUGAGAGGAUCAAUGUCUACUACAAUGAAGCCAGUUGUGGCAGGUUCGUCCCUCGUGCCGUUCUCAUGGACCUUGAACCUGGAACCAUGGACAGCAUCAGAUCUGGUCCUGUUGGCCAGAUUUUCAGACCGGACAACUUCGUCUUUGGUCAGUCCGGUGCUGGUAACAACUGGGCUAAAGGUCAUUACACUGAGGGUGCUGAGUUGAUCGAUUCUGUGCUUGACGUUGUCAGAAAAGAGGCCGAAAAUUGCGAUUGUCUUCAAGGGUUUCAGGUUUGUCAUUCAUUGGGAGGAGGAACUGGAUCUGGAAUGGGAACACUUCUGAUAUCGAAGAUAAGGGAGGAAUACCCAGAUAGGAUGAUGUUGACUUUCUCCGUUUUCCCAUCUCCUAAGGUCUCUGAUACAGUCGUGGAGCCUUACAAUGCUACUUUGUCUGUUCACCAGUUGGUUGAAAAUGCUGAUGAGUGUAUGGUUCUUGACAAUGAAGCCUUGUAUGACAUUUGUUUCCGGACGCUUAAGCUCACUACUCCCAGCUUUGGUGAUCUAAAUCACUUGAUCUCUGCAACAAUGUCUGGAGUUACAUGCUGCUUACGAUUCCCUGGUCAGCUGAACUCUGAUCUUAGGAAACUUGCUGUGAAUCUUAUCCCAUUUCCUCGCCUACACUUUUUCAUGGUGGGUUUUGCUCCUCUCACCUCAAGAGGAUCCCAACAGUACCGAGCUCUAACAGUUCCUGAGCUCACUCAACAAAUGUGGGAUGCAAAGAACAUGAUGUGUGCAGCUGAUCCACGACAUGGCCGUUACUUGACUGCAUCAGCUAUGUUCCGUGGUAAAAUGAGCACCAAGGAAGUGGACGAGCAGAUGUUGAAUGUUCAGAACAAGAAUUCCUCCUACUUUGUUGAGUGGAUCCCCAACAAUGUGAAGUCAACAGUUUGUGACAUCCCGCCCACUGGCCUCAAGAUGGCAUCAACAUUCAUUGGCAAUUCAACAUCCAUUCAGGAGAUGUUUAGGCGAGUGAGUGAGCAGUUCACAGCUAUGUUUAGGAGGAAGGCCUUCUUGCAUUGGUACACAGGAGAAGGUAUGGAUGAGAUGGAGUUUACUGAGGCAGAGAGCAACAUGAAUGAUCUGGUCUCCGAGUAUCAGCAGUACCAAGAUGCAACAGCUGAUGAGGACGAGUUUGAGGAAGAGGAACCAGAAUAUGAGGACUAAAAUCUUAUUUAUCUGUCGCCAUUUUGGCUUAUUCAAAACCUCAACUUCCAGUUGCUGGUUCAUUUGGAAUGUGAAAGAAUUUAGUCAUUAUGCUCUGUAACUGUUUUUGCAUUGAUGAAGUUUCAAUUUCGUUGAGAACUUUGUAGUAGCAUUUCCUGAGUUCUUCAAUUACUUGCUUGCUGUGCUCUUUCAGCAAAGCGUGCAGAAGAAAAACUAUGUACCCUUUCUUCUUAAGUUUCUAAAUAAACUGUUUUGUUGCAAUUGUUCUUUGUUGAA